AUAACAACUCCAAGAAAAUAACUUCAUAAAACAUUUUGAACAUAAUGGCCCUAUAGACAAAGUACAAUUCUCUUCCUUCUUCUUCAACCAACCAAAUUAAGAACAAAAAAAAUGAAGUCUCCUCUUUCUUCUUCAUCUUCCUCACUUCUCAUUAGAAAAGCUCGUCUCUCUCCAUAUCUAUUCACUCUAUUAGCUUUCAUUGUCUUUGUCUCCAUCCUUUAUGGAGAAGAUUUCAUGUGUUUGCUAGGCCAACUCGACCCUGACUCAGACCGGCUAUUAACAAGAACAGAGAAGAAGUGGGAGAAGCUACCAUUUGCUAUAGGGAAGACACCAGAAGGGUGUGAUUUGUUUAGUGGAAGGUGGGUGAAAGAUGAGUCGACUCGGCCGCUUUAUGAAGAAUGGGAAUGUCCUUACAUUCAGCCACAGUUGACAUGUCAAGAACAUGGCAGGCCUGAUAAGGAUUACCAGUACUGGAGAUGGCAACCCCAUGGAUGUGAUCUUCCAAGUUUCAAUGCCACAUUGAUGCUCGAGACCCUUAGAGGAAAAAGAAUGAUGUUUGUUGGUGAUUCUUUGAACCGUGGGCAGUAUGUUUCCAUGGUCUGCCUUCUCCAUAGACUCAUUCCUGAAGAGGCCAAAUCCAUGGAGACCUUCGAUUCUUUGACAGUCUUCACAGCCAAGGACUACAAUGCUACGAUUGAGUUCUAUUGGGCACCAUUUCUUCUUGAAUCAAAUUCGGACAAUGCUGUUAUCCACAGAAUUUCUGACAGAAUUGUAAGGAAAGGUUCAAUUACCAAACAUGGCAAGAAUUGGAAAGGAGUUGAUAUUUUGGUUUUCAACACUUACCUAUGGUGGAUGACUGGCCUCAAGAUGAAGAUCCUGCAAGGUUCUUUUGAUGAUGAAGCAAAAGACAUUGUUGAGUUACCAACUGAAGAUGCUUACAGGAUGGCUAUGAAAAGCAUGAUAAGAUGGGUGAGAAAGAAUAUGAACCCUAAGAAAACAAGGGUCUUCUUCACCAGCAUGUCACCUUCUCAUGGAAAGAGCAUAGAUUGGGGAGGCGAACCGGAUAACAACUGUUACAAUGAAACAACUUUGAUCAAUAAUGCAACAUAUUGGGGUUCGGAUAGCCGGAAAAGUAUAAUGGAAGUGAUCGGAGAAGUGUUCAGGAAAUCAAAAUUCCCCAUAACAUUUCUGAACAUUACUCAAUUAUCAAAUUAUCGUAAAGAUGCACACACAUCAAUCUACAAGAAGCAAUGGAGUCCAUUGACUCCUGAGCAGUUAGCUAAUCCUGUUAGCUAUGCAGAUUGUGUUCAUUGGUGCAUGCCUGGCCUUCAGGAUACUUGGAAUGAGCUUCUAUUUGCCAAGCUAUUCUAUCCUUAAUUAGUAUAUAUAUAUAAAUAUAUUACAUGACUCAGAAAUGGUGCAUUAUUUAAUGCUCAGAUGGAUUUGUUGGAGUGGAGCAGCAGAGAAAGAGAAGUUGUCAACAGAAAGAAAGAAAAAAUUGAAAAAAAGGGGAAUAUCUUUGUACAAUUAUAGUCAUGGCCAGAAAACAAAUUGAAUUAAAUUUGUUUGUAAUGGCAAGAUGAGAGGUCCAUUUAUUGGGUACUUAAGAAAAUUAAUCAAAGCUUUAACAUGUUUUCUGGCCCUUAA
Messenger RNA from Ricinus communis (castor bean), 1647 nucleotides. RefSeq names its product protein trichome birefringence-like 33. The transcript has 6 exons. Gene Ontology annotation, cellular component: Golgi apparatus. The record is from RefSeq and is a predicted model, not a curated record. Lineage: Eukaryota; Viridiplantae; Streptophyta; Magnoliopsida; Malpighiales; Euphorbiaceae. Bases 112 to 1377 code for a protein of 421 amino acids. Gene Ontology annotation, molecular function: O-acetyltransferase activity.